ACCAUCAGUUCAACUCAGCUGUUUCUGUUUACUAAACAAAGCGUCAGUUGAACGGUGGACGGCAAACUAAACGCUUUAUUUUGUUCGUAACUCCGUUUUAUUUAUAAUUAUAUUACAACAUUAAACUGUUAUUCAUUUUUUAAAAAGCUAAACUACUUUUUUUUAAACUCUAACCUAUUAAGUGUUCGUUUUUUUAUCAAGAAGUAAUAAAAACAGCGAAUGUCAACUUGUGACGUUUAAUAGACAAAUAAAUACAUCUAUUGCGCGGUUUUAUUUUCAAUUAGCAAAUACAAAGAAAUUAAUAAUAAAAUAUAUAAUUAUUUUUAACAACAAGUAUCAAGUAUACGAAUGUGUCCUGUGGAUUUUGAAUAACCCCGAGGAAUUUUUAAAAACGUAACAAACAGUGAAGUGGACUUUUAAAAUUCUUGAUCCGUCAAGAAUGCUCUAAAGAUGCCAUCGCUCCUAGAGGCUCUGGAGUUGAAGUAUGGGAGCACGGCUGGAGAUUGCUCUGAAUGUAGCUUAACAGAUGAAGAAACCGAAUUAUCAGGAUCACCAAAAAAUGCAGCACUUUCUGUCAGUAUAUUUAUUCCAAAAAAAUCACCACGUCACACAGUUCCAGCCUUACUAGUGUUACAAGAUUGUGACAUUGAGUGUGCUGGUAAUGAUGCCGAAAAAUUACGUAACAAAUGUAAAAAUGUCGAAGAGUUGGAUUUGGCACAAAACAAAUUAUCACAGUGGGAUGAAGUUUUUGGUAUUCUAGAGCACAUGCCAAAAAUAAAAUUUGUUAAUUUAAGUUUUAAUAGCUUAGCCGAGGCAUUGGAAGUUAAGCAUGCCAGAUAUGAAUCAUUGCGUAAUCUUGUGCUCAAUGGCACGCGAAUUUCAUGGGCAACUGUUCAGGAUCUAGUUAGACUGCUGCUUAAUUUGGAAGAAUUACAUUUGUCGCUUAAUGAAUUUAAGACUGUUGACUUGGAUCACCGUAAGCCUGAGAAUAUUAAUAAAUCUCUGAAGAAAUUACACUUUACAGGUAAUCCAGUUGAAAGUUGGUCGGAAAUCUGUAAACUCGGUUACUCAUUUUCGAACCUUGAGAGCCUUGUUCUUGCCGAGUGUCCCAUUAGAUCUCUUGCGCUUGCCGAAGAAAAUCGCAAUUACGAUGAGAGAAGUUCUCCGUGUCAAGCGAUUCCGACUUUUGUCGAGCAGUCUAAGGAAGAAGAUGAAAACGAAAACGUCCCUUCAGAAUUCAUGAUGGUCCAAGAAACAGAGCCUCAAGAAAAUGGCGAGGUGAGGGUGAAAACCAUGCCUGAAAAAAUAUUUGGAAAAGAAAACUGCACUGCCUACAACAGAAGCGAGAGUGAGUGCGAAAGUGGUAACAAAAUUCCAUCCUCGCAUGAUCCAUUUAGAAUGUUAAGAUUUCUUAACGUCAACGGCACAUUAUUGUCAACUUGGGAUGACGUUGAGAGACUUGCGCGGUUUCCUGCCCUCAAAUCUCUGAGGAUGCAAGGCUGUCCACUCUUUGAGAGUCCUCGAGAGUACACCGAGCACGAGAGACGGCAGCUUCUGAUAGCAAAACUUCCAAACGUAGAAACGCUCAAUGGCGGCGGGGUUAUAUCUUCGCAGGAACGCGAGGACGCUGAGCGAGCAUUUAUUCGGUACUACAUGGACAAACCGGAAGCGGAUAGGCCUGAAAGGUACGCUGAGCUUGUUGGUAUUCAUGGAAAAUUAGAUCCGUUGGUCAGUGUUGACCUCACGCCAGAAAAACGUGUCAAAGUAAAGUUUACCUAUGGCGAUCUCGUUGAGGUGCGGUGUGUAGAUGUCUAUAGAACUGUUUUUGAGCUAAAAACAAAACUAGAGUCGAUGGUUAAAAUUCCUGCCAAUAGAAUGAGACUUUUUUACGUUGACCAGGUUAUGAAAACUCAGUACGGUCCAGAGGAAAUGCUGUACCCCAAUAAACAGCUGUACCGAUACAACAUUAGAAAUGGAGAUGAAAUAAUCAUAGACAGCAAGCUGAACCGCUUUGUGUCUUCAUCUUCAAGCACAUCCUCCAUACGGUCUUAAGAUGAAUAAAAAAAAUAAACCAACAGCUGGAUAAACUCAACUAAAAUGUUCUGUCGUAAUGAACAUUAUUUUUAUCAACUGCUGCGAUUGCGAUCGUACUUGCUGUGAAAAGCAUAGCCGUUAUUCUCUCUAGUGGAUGUUUCGGAGCUCGACAAUGAUAUAACCAGAUGAUGAUAAUGACGAUUAUGACGGUGGUGAUAGCGAUAAUAAAAAAUGUCAAAGCCAAUAGUUUAGGACUGUAGAAAUUUUUAAGUGUUACGUUGGCUACCGUAUUUGUUACUCUGAUAUCGUUGCUCGUUUAUUAAUGAAAAUCGCAUCAGCCCUAUAUAAAUAUAAAUACUAUAUAUAUAACAUAAUAAUAAUAUAAUAACUGAUACAAAUUAAAGUUUCACUCGUGUACGAAACAAAAGAUUUUGUUGAACCUGUUCUCGAGUUUAGAAUCAUUAUUACAUUAAUAUUUAAUAUAAUAGUAUAAUAACAUGAUAGUAUUCUAAUUCUCGACUGUCAAUAUAUUAUCAUAUUGAUUAAUCAAAGUAUAUAAAACUAUUUUUGUAUAAUAACGAUAAAAGCCAUCCCACUAGACGUUAUCACUCUAAUUAUAAUCGAGAAUUGGCUAUCAUUUCAUAAACUCGAGAGAGCUGAAGAAAAAAAAAUAAUAAUUUGUCUAUCAAUGUGUUAACGUUUCUUUUUAACUGUGGAAUUGCAACCAGUUUAUACCAAUACAUAUUUGUAAUUAUAAUCUGUUGCGUGUCCACGUGAUUCCACUGGCUGUGACAAGUUUAUUUAGUCAAAUUGAUUAUAAUAAUCGCCGCCGCCAACAACGAAUGUAAUAACGUUUCAUUAUUGUUAUUAUUUUAUAUUUUUAUUUUAUUUAGAAUCGAUCAGUGUCGUAGGUCGUCUGGAUAUUACACAUAUAAAAAGAAGUAUGUUAAACCGUUGUGUUCAUUUAAUUAAAUCGCUUUCACGUGUUCCACCACCAGGUACUGCCAACAAAUUAAUAACCACAGAAAAUUAAUAUUAAAAUAAAAAUGAAUAAAACAUAUUAAUAAAACAAAAAAGCUAUCACGAUUCAAACAAAGAAAGCGGUUUUAUGUUUUAAUAAAAUCUAUGAAGACAAUAGACUUUUAUUGUAAAUACCAACGUAUACAAUCACUACUUUUUGUGCCUGUCUCAUUAUUAUUCAGACGCACCGCAACACUGCCCUGUAAAUAUAGUCGUCAGCCAAUUUUAUUUCUUUUUUCAACUGAGCACAAUGCAACAAAAGUAAACAGAGAUGUUUUUUUUUUUUUUUUUUUUUUUUUAACUCGGAAGCAAUCAUACUCAAAAUUUAAAAUUUAAUUGUUUAUUAAUCUUUUAUGGAGUACUUGAUGGAUUAUCUAUGUAGAUAAUAUGAUUAUUAAAUAGAAAGUAAAAGAAGACAAAUAUGGUGGUUUGAAGAAAUAAAAGACGGGAAGCCUUGCUUCCACGUCUAGUGUUACAAAAUUAUUGGAUGAAUUAAACCGUUUUUUUUUUGUGCUGGCGCAAAUAUGUACGUACUAACAAAUUAAUAAUUUGUAAGAAUAAAUAUAUAACCUUAUACAAUAAUAA
This is a messenger RNA of Cotesia glomerata, 3639 nucleotides long. RefSeq names its product tubulin-specific chaperone cofactor E-like protein (gene mlt). Bases 451 to 2052 code for a protein of 533 amino acids. Gene Ontology annotation, molecular function: alpha-tubulin binding. NCBI's taxonomy places the organism in Eukaryota, Metazoa, Arthropoda, Insecta, Hymenoptera, Braconidae. The transcript is spliced from 7 exons. The record is from RefSeq and is a predicted model, not a curated record. Gene Ontology annotation, biological process: protein folding.